Molecule: messenger RNA, 4080 nt
Organism: Physeter macrocephalus (sperm whale)
Lineage: Eukaryota; Metazoa; Chordata; Mammalia; Artiodactyla; Physeteridae
Gene: GSE1
Product: Gse1 coiled-coil protein
Exons: 14
Coding region: 111-3422 (1103 amino acids)
Source: RefSeq, a predicted model, not a curated record
GGCUGCCGUGUCCUUCUCCCGCAGGGUCUUCACUGAGCAGCGAGUCGUCCCCCGUCUCCUCUCCGGCGACCAACCACAGCUCUCCGGCCAGCACGCCCAAGCGCGUGCCCAUGGGCCCCAUCAUCGUCCCCCCCGGGGGCCACAGCGUCCCUAGCACGCCCCCCGUGGUGACCAUCGCCCCCACCAAGACCGUCAAUGGCGUGUGGAGGAGCGAGAGCCGGCAGCAAGACGCUGGCUCUCGGGGCAGCGGCAGCGGUAGCGGUCGGGAACGCCUCAUCGUGGAGCCCCCGCUGCCCCAGGAGAAGGCAGGGGGCCCGGCCAUCCCCUCCCACCUGCUCAGCACCCCCUACCCUUUUGGCAUCUCCCCCAGCUCGGUGGUGCAGGACUCCCGCUUUCCUCCGCUGAACCUCCAGCGGCCCGUGCACCACGUGGUGCCCCCCAGCUCGGUGACGGAGGACUACCUGCGGAGCUUCCGGCCCUACCACACCGCCGAGGACCUCCGCGUGUCCUCCCUGCCUCCCCUGGGCCUGGACCCGGCCGCCGCCGCGGCCUACUACCACCCCAGCUACCUGGCCCCGCACCCCUUCCCCCACCCGGCCUUCAGGAUGGACGACUCUUACUGCCUGUCGGCCCUGCGCUCCCCCUUCUACCCCAUCCCCACCCCCGGCUCCCUGCCCCCACUGCAUCCAUCAGCUAUGCAUCUCCACCUCUCGGGGGUCCGCUACCCGCCCGAGCUCUCGCACUCGUCCCUGGCGGCGCUGCACUCGGAGCGGAUGUCCAGCCUCAGUGCCGAGAGGAUGCAGAUGGACGAGGAGCUGCGGCGGGAGAGGGAGCGCGAGCGUGAGCGGGAGGCUGACCGCGAGCGCGAGAAGGAGCGUGAGAAGGAGCGCGAGCGGGAGCGCGAGAAGGAGCUGGAGCGCGAGCGCGAGAAGGAGCGCGAGAAGGAGCGUGAGCGGGAGCAGCGGGCCCGUGAGAAGGAGCUGCUGGCCGCCAAGGCGCUGGAGCCGGCCUUCCUGCCCGUGGCCGAGCUGCACGGGCUGCGGAGCCACGCCGCGGAGGAGCGGGGCAAGGCCUCGGAGCAGCUCACCCCAACCCGAGCAGAGAAGCUGAAGGACGUGGGCCUGCAGGCGCCCAAGCCCGUGCAGCACCCCCUGCACCCGGCGGCCGCCCCGCACCACCCCGUGCCCGGCCUCCUCUCCACCCACAGCCUCUUCUCUCUGCCGGGCAGCAGCGCGGCCACGGCCCUGCUCCUCCAGCGCACCAACGAGGAGGAGAAGUGGCUGGCGCGGCAGCGGCGGCUGCGGCAGGAGAAGGAGGACCGCCAGUCGCAGGUGUCCGAGUUCCGGCAGCAGGUGCUGGAGCAGCACCUGGACCUGGGCCGGCCGCCGGCGCCCGCGGACACGGAGCACAGGCCUGAGAGCGCCAGGCCGGGACCAAACCGUCACGAGCCGGGAGGACGCGACCCCCCGCAGCACUUUGGCGGCCCCCCGCCCCUCAUCUCACCCAAGCCCCAGCACCACUCGGUGCCCACGGCCCUCUGGAACCCGGUGUCCCUGAUGGACAGCACGCUGGAGACACGGCGCGCCCCCGAGGGCCACCCUCUGCACGGCCACCCCGCCCCAUUUGAGCCCAGCCGCCAGGCGGCCGUCCCGCUGGUGAAGGUGGAGAGGGUCUACUGCCCCGAGAAGGCGGAGGAGGGACCCCGGAAGCGAGAGGCCGCCCCCCUGGACAAGUACCAGCCGCCGCCCCGUGAGGUGGGGGGCCUGGAGCAGCAGGCCUUCCCCCCCGCGCCCGCACACUUCCUGGCGGAGCUCGAGCCAUCCACCCAGACCGUCCUGGGCCAGCCCCGGGCCUCGCUCGCCCCGCCGGUCCCCUUCGGGGAGCCCCCCGGGCCCCUGAAGCCGGGCUCGCCCUACCGGCCCCCGGCGCCUCGGGGCCCCGACCCCACCUACGUCUACGACGAGUUCCUGCAGCAGCGCCGGAGGCUGGUCAGCAAGCUGGACCUGGAGGAGCGCCGGCGGCGGGAGGCCCAGGAGAAAGGGUACUACUACGACCUCGACGACUCCUACGACGAGAGUGACGAAGAGGAGGUCAGGGCCCACCUCCGCUGUGUGGCCGAGCAGCCGCCCCUCAAGUUGGACACAUCCUCCGAGAAGCUAGAGUUUUUGCAACUUUUUGGCUUGACCACCCAACAGCAGAAGGAGGAAUUGCUGACCCAGAAGCGGAGGAAGCGGCGGCGGAUGCUGAGAGAAAGAAGCCCGUCGCCCCCAGCAGUUCAGAGCAAGCGGCAGACGCCUUCGCCGAGACUGGCGCUGUCCACCCGCUACAGCCCCGACGAGAUGAACAGCAGCCCCAACUUCGAGGAGAAGAGGAAGUUCCUGACCAUCUUCAACCUGACCCACAUCAGCACUGAGAAGAGGAAAGACAAAGAGAGACUUGUUGAGCUGCUCCAGGCCGUGAAGCAGAAGGCACUGUCAGCAGCAGUGGCAGACCCGCUCAGGAACUCUCCGAGGGACAGUCCUGCUGGGUCCCUGAGCGAACCAGCCACGCAGCAAGCCUCUCUGGAUACGGAGAAGCCUGUGGGUAUCACUGCUUCCUUGUCUGACAUCCAGAAGGCCACGGAGCCUGGGAGACUGGAACAGCUCCGGCCCCAGGAGCGAGCCCAGGAGCCAGCCCCCGCCAGCGGUGAGAAGGCCAGGCCGAGCGAGACCCCUGGGGGCAAGAAGAGCCUGAGCAUGCUCCACUACAUCCGGGGCCCCGCGCCCAAGGACAUCCCCGUGCCGCUGUCCCACGGCAUCAACGGGAAGAGCAAGCCGUGGGAGCCCUUCGUGGCGGAAGAGUUCGCGCAUCAGUUCCACGAGUCCGUCCUGCAGUCCACCCAGAAAGCCCUGCAGAAGCACAGAGGAAGCGCAGCUGUGCUGUCUGCAGAGCAGAACCACCACGUCGACGCCUCUGUCCACUACAACAUCCCCGAGCUGCGGUCCUCCAGCCGGCUGCCUCUGCCGCAGCGCGGCGGGCAGCAGGAGCCCCCCACCGGGAGGAAGGGCCCCCUGGCACAGGAGAUGGACCCGGACUCGGAGGAGGAGGAGGACGACGACGGAGAGGAGGACGACGAGGACCCCCCUAAGCGCAAGUGGCAUGGGAUCGAGGCCAUUUUUGAAGCUUACCAGGAACACGUAGAAGAGCAAAAUCUAGAGCGGCAGGUGUUACAGACGCAGUGCAGGCGGCUGGAGGCCCAGCACUACAGCCUCAGUCUCACGGCCGAGCAGCUCUCCCACAGCAUGGCGGAGUUGAGGAGCCAGAAACAGAAGAUUGUUUCAGAAAGGGAGCGACUCCAGGCAGAACUGGAUCACUUACGGAAGUGCCUUGCGUUGCCUGCAAUGCAUUGGCCUAGAGGUUACUUUAAGGGAUAUCCUAGGUGACGGUUUCCCUUGCACUAGGCCGAACCUAUAGUAUAGAAAUAUUAUCUAUUUUAUUACCUUGAAUAUUUAAUAUUUUUCACUGGGAGGUUUGAAGCUUAAAAAAAUGAGAAUGUGCCAUGCAUGAAGCAAAGGAUUCCAGGCUCCAGAAAAAAGAACGAACUCGCCUUGACUUCAAUGCAAUUGAAUCGCCUUUGUAAUUCAGCGAGCAGCCCCUGUAGAACACCCAGUUUUUUUCUUUUUAAAGGCAGUUUUAUUCUUUCCCCACGUCAUGAUUUUUUAAUCUGAAGAUGAAAGGCUCCAUUACCAACACUAAAAUUCGAUCAUUUCUAGCCCCUGGGUGUGUAAGAUUGGAUCGGACCGUUGGUGUUCUGUCUUGUGUUGCCAUGUUACUAGGCCGCGAGAACCCAGGUUGUUCUGGCUGCAGGGGGUGGUGGCCGGUCUCAGUCCUCCCCGGGACUGAGACCUACUUCAGUGGAAGGAAGGUGGGGUGCAUUUUUAAGUAAAGGGCUUAUUUCAGUUACUUUUUCUGCAAAAUUUUCUUCAAAGCAACAGGUCCUAGGAGCACACAAAGCAACAGUACUGAAGCCUCACCCAAAGGCUUUUCCCCAGAAAAGCUCUUAUCUUACCUAAAGAUAAAAAGCGAAUCAACCAACUGAAG